AUGUCCAAACGAAUUAUGUCGCAACAAAGUUUUGAUAUAAAAUUAAUUACUGUAAAAAGAGGCAAUUUAUUGGUUUUAUUUAACAAUUUUAACUAUAACAAAAAUAUCAGAUACGCUUCUGGUGAAAUAAAAUGGAGGUGUAAUAACAAAUAUUACAACGCAUUUAUAAAAACCAUUGGAGGGAGCAACAUAAUAUAUAGCACUUUGAAAAAUUCGUCAAGUGAUACUUUAUGCCUUCCAAUUUCAAACCAAAUACUAGAAAGACAAGAAAUAAGUAAUUGUGUAAAAAAAACGGUGGAAGAUAUUCGUCAUAAACCGAGUAAAUACUUUUCAAAAAAUAAAUAA
Molecule: messenger RNA, 345 nt
Organism: Macrosiphum euphorbiae (potato aphid)
Lineage: Eukaryota; Metazoa; Arthropoda; Insecta; Hemiptera; Aphididae
Source: the annotation of a GenBank genome assembly